GGCCGUGCUCCCUCUGUCCGGCCGUGUUCCCGCUGUCCGGCCAUGCCGUUCUCGGCUCAGCCUCCGGCCAGCGGUGAGCGGUACGCGCUGUCCGCCAGCCUGGACAAUGCCCGGCACCUGUCCAGCCUCCUGCGGGCCGUGCACUUCCAGGACUACGCCACCUGCUUCGCCACGGCCAGCGGGCUGCGGGUGACGGUGGAGGAUGCCAAGUGCAUCCAGGCCAACGCCUUCAUCCAGGCAGAAAUUUUCCAGGAAUUUUCUGUUCAGGAGGAAUCAGUGAUGUUCCGAGUCAGUUUGUCUGUUCUUCUGGACUGCCUGACCAUUUUUGGAACCAGCUCCUUGCCAGGAACAUCCACAGCCCUUAGAAUGUGUUAUCGUGGUUAUGGGCAUCCCUUGAUGCUGUUCUUGGAAGAAGGAGGAGUAGUGACAGUGUGCAAAAUCCACACUCAGGAGCCUGAUGAGUUGUUAGAUUUUGAUUUCUGCAGUACAAAGGUUGUUAAUAAAAUUAUCCUGCAGUCAGAGGGACUGCGAGAAGCAUUUGCUGAACUGGAUAUGACCAGCGAGGUUCUGCAGAUUACCAUGUCUCCAGAUAAACCCUACUUCAGGUUAUCCACUUUUGGAAAUGCUGGAAGUGCACAUGUGGACUACCCUAGGGAUUCUGAUUUGAUGGAAGCAUUCCACUGUAACCAGACCCAGACAAAYAGGUACAAGAUUUCUUUGCUUAAACCAUCCACAAAGGCACUGGCUUUGUCUUGUAAAGUGUCCAUUCGAACAGAUGCUCAAGGAUUUCUUUCACUGCAGUAUAUGAUUAGGAAUGAAGAUGGACAGAUCUGUUUUGUGGAAUACUAUUGUAGCCCUGAUGAGAAUAUCACUGAAGCAGAACUGUAGGUGUGUGUGCUGGCAUCUGUAAUGUAUUUUUUGUUUAUAUAAGAUACUAUAUUUUUUUACAAAACUAAAUGAAAGCUGUGAAAAUUGAUAGAUUUAAUAUUGUCUUUUUUUAACUCUGUAAUAAGGAACCUGAAGAUUUUAGUUUUCUUCCACUGCAAACAUGUCUUAGUCUUGAUUUAAACUGAAGCUGAAAAAACAAAAAAGGGAGUUGAUGUCUUGUUGACACUGCUUCUUGCACAGAUGUUAAAGUAGUGUUUGUGUAAGGCAUUGAUGCUUUUUACGAUGUUCUCAAUGAAUUUUUGUUUGUGUUUUGUUUUUUGUCUUUGGCUUCUAGUAAGCAAUUACACAUGGGAACAUCUGAGUACUAGCUAUAUAUUAGCUAGAUCACUUUCAGUGCCCUACAACCAAAUUUGUCUUGAAAGAGGGUAAUAACAUUUUCAAACUGAUGUCUUAAUAGCAACAGGUAGUUUCCUUCUGGCAAAUGCUGGCAUAUUUUGUCAGUGAGCCACUAGGCUUCUUUUCAUCUUGAUUAAUUCUUAACUCAAUUCCUUGGAAUUCUUAACUUGGAAUUUUUCGGAAUUUCAUCUGACACCAAUUUACCAUUUUGUCUGCAAACUGAUGUUGAAUUGGUAAAUUGAUACAGAAGCCAGGAUUUACUUACUCAUUAGUCAUACUGUUCUGGCAACAUCAUUGUUUUGGAUCAGUAGUUUAUUACGCAUCUGCCAGAAUGCUGCAGCUGAAGUAUUUGUGUAUAUUCAUGUCCCUGUUCCUACCCUGCUGCACUCUAUUAAUACUGUUAAAAAUUGUAAGAGAGAAAAAUUUCAUAUUUAAAACUAUUUAUGAAAUUUGUUUGCCUGCUCAGUAGCCUUUUUCAGCAACAGGAAUCGCUUGUAAACUGCAGCAUCUGCCUAUGUCCCAUGGAGCGGUGGAUUCAUAUCACUGCUAAAAAUGGGACUGACCCUAUACUGGCUGGUACGAGUGUGGCUCCUGGGCAGUUGGGUGCCGUGUCCCACCUUCAGAACAGCAAGUGGGUUGUGUUUAGGUCAGAAGCCCACUUGUUCUUUCACACCAAACAACCUGCUCAGAACAGAAGGUAUCUGGGACCAGCCAGGCACUGGACUGGAUGCAGAGUCUGCAAAUCACACACAGAGACUGAGCCCUCCCUACUGUGGGAUGUGAUCCAAGAGUCAGCAAUCUGCAGAUAGUUUCUACAACUUUAGACUGUGRCCAAGUUUUGUUGCUUGUCAGAUGAGGUUCCUAUGUUUUCUGUGGAAAACUGUGUGUGUUACCAAGUUGAUUGCUCCUCAGUUCAACAGAACCCUUUGGGUUUAUUUUAAGUUUACUGCUUAAACUUAAAAUGUUUUUGUGAAUAAUGUUACAAUGUUUUUCAUCUCUUGCUUAUGUCAUCAAGAGUAUACUUUCAGAAUGCACAGUGUUAGCAUUUUUGUUGUUUUGUUGUUCACUUUUGUUGUUUUCUGUGCAAAUCAUCCAUUUAUUGCAAUAAAGUUUACAUUUGACAAACAAUUACACAUUC
Molecule: messenger RNA, 2422 nt
Organism: Malurus melanocephalus (red-backed fairy wren)
Lineage: Eukaryota; Metazoa; Chordata; Aves; Passeriformes; Maluridae
Gene: RAD1
Product: RAD1 checkpoint DNA exonuclease
Exons: 5
Coding region: 43-888 (281 amino acids)
Biological process (GO): DNA repair; DNA damage checkpoint signaling
Cellular component (GO): checkpoint clamp complex; nucleus
Molecular function (GO): 3'-5' exonuclease activity
Source: RefSeq, a predicted model, not a curated record